UUAUUAUUGUAAUGUAUAUUUGUAAAUAAAGCAAGCGUUGUGGGGGAAUAUGAUGGGCAAUUAUAUGACUGUAUUUACAUGGUUCAGUGGUAUUUACUGCUGCAAAAGCAUAUCAGGAAAUAAGGAGUUUCGAUAUGUAUGGAUGUGCGUUUAGGUCUUUUCGUUGCGCAAUCAAUGUAGGCGACUGUUAGAAGUACGGAUUAUGGCGAUGGCUAGUUGGAUGUUCAGGGGGAGAAUUCUGCGAUCAGGACGUUCAACACGUAGUCGGCAUGACAGCGAAGAUGAAGUGCAACUAGAUUUUUCGAAAGAUGCAAAUGAAAAUGCUCGCGAGAUUCUCUCACAUAUUUGCAAGAAACAAGGACUAACUGAGGGGAAGCGGUUUAGUUACCUAAGUGCAUUUGUCAAAUUGAUCACGAAGUCGGACAUUGGGGCCGGAGGCCUUGGGUAUAGCAUAGAAGACUUACAAUGCUGUUUACGUGUAGCCUUAGUACAUGAAGCUUCCCAAGUUCGUGCUGCAGCGUUGCGUGCUGUAAGAUAUCUUUUGAAAGAAGAAAAGGAUGUCAGGAUAUUAAACAAACUUCGUUAUCCUUGCCUUAUAUGCCGGAGUUUGGAUUUAAUGUUGAGAAAUGAUUCGGAGCGAGUUCAGGCCCUGCGCCUGGUUCGUCGGAUGCUUGUACUUGCUCCCAUGGACUUUCCCAUUUCAUUGGUACGCUCACUAGUUUCAUUAGCGAAUGGUGCAGCUGAAGAAAAAGACAGGAUGCUACGGUCUUGCCUUGCAACACUUGCCGAAAUCUGUGUUCUAAACCCUGAUUCAUUUAUCUCGUGUGGUGGAGUGAGUGCAGUUAUCCGAAAUCUUCUGGACUGUCAGAUGCCACGCAUUGCUGAGUCACUCUGUGGGGUGCUGUUAUUCUUAUUGAACAGUCCAGCCACAAGAAGCCAAGCUGGAAUUUGCCUCCAGUCACUUGCUGCGCCAUAUUGUGACUUCCAUCUGAACAGUGAUCGAAAUAGGGAUGAACGAGAAGUUCAGUUCCACUGCAGCAGGCUGGUUCUGCUGUCUGUUUUGCGUUCUUGGCCUGGUAUACUUCACUUUUGUCAUCCUGCAAACAGUUCUGGGCUUAGGUCCCUAGUAAAUAUAUUGUACCUGAAGCAGUUAGAAGUUCGGAAAGGCAUUCUGGACUUGCUUUAUGAACUACUGGGUUUGCCGCAGCCGGAGUGGACAGACGAAUUUAGCGUGGCAUUGGAGGCUGUUGAUCCUUCACACCCUCGUGACACUUGGAAACUGCAGGACGGGUUCAUAAGUGCUGAAGGGAGGGACAUUUUGCCACAUCUGUCAAGGUUCAGGCCAAACAUUGUGGAAAUACAUCUCGCAAUCCUUCUUUAUACAUUUGUUCAAGCUGGAUUGCUGGAGGCAAUAGUUGAAGUUAUAGUGUCCUCAGAUACAUUUAUAUGUGUCAGAGCCUCUGUUCUGUUAGGUGAAUUGUUACAUUUGAUACACAAUUUGUUGCCACCAGAGUGCUGCAACCUAACUCCAGCUCUCCCUAACUUGCUGUCACAUGCCUCAAAUGCUUCAGUUCCAUCAGUUCAGCAUCAUGCAUUGUCUGCUGUUGCUAUAUUGUCACAUCUGCAUGGAAUGCUAAAACGGAGACCGGCACCAGCAUCUCUUUUCUUGGACCGAACUCUGCAGGGCGGAGGAUGGGGCCGUGAAGAAAGCAAGGCUGGCAAGCGCUCCAAACUUUAUACGCUGGUAGCACCAAAAGAAGGUGAUGACUUUUUGAAGGACUCUGCUGUGCUGACUCAUAAAGAUGGUUUCUCUUGGAACUGGAAUAUAGUGAGGGCAGUUCUGAAGAGUCGCAGUGAAUUUUUGAAAAAGCUUGAAGACUCAAAUCAUCGCACUUUUCUGAAAAGACUUGUUCACUAUUUUAAACCUUCAAGUAAUUGCUUCUCUCGUGUGGAACUGGGAAACAAAAAACAGACUCAGAUGUACACUCUGGCUGGAUUGGAGUUAAUAGACUGUCUUUUGGAAGUGGAGGAGGCUGAAGGUAUGAAACUGUUAAAUGAGCUGCUGGCAGACAUGUGGGUUCAGAUCGAUGCCAUCACCUCCUGUAAGAGUGCCCAUGACUGUCUAUUCAGCCCUCAGCACAUGUCAAAUUCUGUUUGCCAAGACUAUUUUCUCUUCAUUGGACGGCUCUGCAGGUGUAGUAAGGGGUUACGGGUGCUGGAUAAAGCAGGCAUCUUUCAGCAGCUUCUUCAUCUAGUUGUGUCAACUAACCAUGACUGCUAUGUGAAACUUGUUGUCUCUGGCCUGGACUAUAGCAUUGAUGGUAUGCCUAGGGUAAUCCUGAGUGAAGUUCUCACUGCCCCGUCAGAGUCAUCCCGGCUGUAUGCAACUCAGUUUCUGUUGGUUCUCCUUCGUGCCAGAUUGCCAGAUUUCCAGAAGUGGGGGAUAGAAUUAUUAGUGAUGCAGUUAUAUGACCAAAGUAAAGCUGUGUCAUUGGCAGCUAUAGCAAUUUUGGGGGAAGCUACAGAAGAAAAGGUGUACUUGGAUGCUGUUAUAUCAAUGCGGCCAUCAUUGCUUCAUCUUGGGGAUAAAGGCUUGCUGCUUCUCAUCAGGUUCCUGUCAACUCCUAAUGGCUUUACUUUCCUACAGGAUGCAAAUUUUGUAACUACACAGCUGGAUAGAUGGUCUAGCAACUACAACUAUAGGUAUGUCCGUCUAGUGGAGGGAGAUAUACAUGACUCAUUAACACUACAUCAGUGUGGUGAGGAUGGUCGGUACAGUCGUCGCGUCACUGGUGCAAAACAUUAUGUACGAGAUGUCUUCAUCCCACCACAUUUGUAUGGACAGUUGGUUCAACAUGAGAAAGGCUUCCAACUUCUGGUAAAAGAAGGAAAGCUACAUAACCUUUUCCAGUGUGUUCAUAACAGACAUUGUAGUUCAGAGCAGGAAAUCUUGAAGCUGAAAGCAGCACUGUGGGGUUGCGGUCAUGUCGCUACUUCUUCGUUAGGCAUUUCUCUCCUUGCGGAACAUGGGAUUGUUCAGGCAGUGUUACAUUUGGCCCAGAAUUGCCCUGUCUACUCUGUACGGGGAACAGCUUUCUAUGUGCUUGGACUCUUGGCAACAACGUUUGAGGGAGCAAAUCUUCUGAACAAAGCAGGUUGGUUAUGUGUACGCCAUCAUCGUCAUGACCGUUGGCCUGUAAUCACAAGUGAUAACGAAGAUGAUGAGUCAGAUGCAGAAUUGAUGCAACACUCAGGACUUUAUAGUGAUGGUGAUAACAUAUCCUUCUCCAGCGAGGUUCCUUCAGGUUGGGAAUCAAACUGCAGUACCCUUACACAGCAAGAGUCCUCUACUAUAGAUAGCAGUCAGGACUCAAAUCCUGGUCGGUUCUACAUCCCCGGUGAUGAUGAUGAUGUAGACAGCAUAGAAAGUGGAGAUGAUGAAGGGUUUCAUUUAGAAGAGACACGUAGCUCAACAAAAUGGUUUGACUUACCAGGAAGUAAUUGUGAUGAUACCAUACAGCAGCAGCAUAAGUCUCGGACCCUACCUCAUCCAAGGCAUCAUAGUUUCCCAGCAGCACCAUUCCGACACCGGCAUUUUCGUAGUCUUAGUGAAUGUAAAGAGACACAUGUUCAAGCUGGAGAUUGGGCACUUGGGCCUUCAGGAACUAUAAAAGACUCUUCAAGAGGUGAACAGGAAAACAAGGGCCACUCUAAUAGCUGUACUGAUUCCAGUGGUGUUAGUUCGUGUGACUCAGGGCUUGCACACACCGGGAAGCUUGGAGGAGUUCAUGAGCAGACCCUGAGCCCAAUUCCAAGUUCAACUUCUCUCAACACUCUUAAAUCAGGAGCUGUUACUGAGCAGUCUAAGGGAAGUCAAGUUACAUACAAGAAAUUUUCACCCAUCCAUGGUAGUGUAAAUUCAGGUCUCAUUUCUCCUGAUACAUCAAGCUCUUGUCUAAGCCAGCAGGAUGUACUUGGCUAUGCAACAUUACGCUCUUUGCAUCGGUAUCGUCGACCUUUGUAUUCUGACACUGUCUCUCUGGCUGCCAUGGAAUUACUUAUGUUUGAUGAACACAGACAUAUCACAUCUUCUAGUCGCUCAGCAUCUGUUAGCCGAGCUUUAAAAGUGCGCAGUCUUGACAGACAGUAUGUACAUCCAGGCAUGUGUGAGUUUGAAGCAAGCCUUCCUCCACAGCUGCUAAGUGGAGCAAGUUCCGUUUCUCUGGCUGCUCGAACAUACAUUGGCAGUAGAUCCAACCUUGUGGCAGCCAGACACUCAGGACUUGUAACUGAAAGCAGUUCCACACAGCAGUGUUACAUGGGGAUCUGUCUGCCUCGAGAACUGGCAUCAUUGUAUCCAAGAGAUGAUCCAGCAACAAGAUCUGCAGAGGAAAAAGGGAGAGAUUAUCAGAGAGGUAGCUCAGAGAGACAAAGAUCCACAUCACUUGGAGAAAUGGAGGAUUUGCAGGAAGCAGGGGAAGAAGAUAUUGAUACCAGCUUCAGCUCAGAUUCUGAAGACUUUGAAAGCCAAAUGAAGACUAAUCACAGUGCUGCUGCUGCUGCUGCUUCAGAUUACCGCCACAGUUCUGCUAACUGCUUGGCAUGCUGCCGAUUAAGGGACAGAAAAAUUUCAGCUAGCUCAUACCACCGUUACAGAACCGACACGGAAAGCAGUUAUGGUGGUGGGGAAUCCCCAGUACUAUUGCCAAGGCGACGCAAGUCUAAUAGUGCUAGCAGCUGUUUGCUGGGACUUACUCCAGGUGGCAGUGUGGAAAGUGGGAAUAGUACUAGUCUGGAUAUUGGUCCUUGCCAUCAGCGUGUGUCUGAAGAAGUGGGAACACCGAGUAAAGCUUUAAUCCGUCGUGAGAUUUUGAAGCAUGUGAUGCGUAUGAGUAAUCCUGUAUGGAUUAAAGUGUCUAAGCAAGUACUUCUUCAACUGAAGCAGCAGUAUCCAGCAGUGUUUCAAGAUGUGUGCCUUUAUUCUGAGGUUUCCCAUCGAAUAGGCUCAGCGACUUACAGACUUUCAGCAAGGAGAUUUCUUCAAGAACUGUUUCUGGAUCUGCAGUUUGAUGCUCUGUAUGAGGAACCAGCAGCCAUCUUGCAGAUCCAACAAUCUGUAGCAGAGGGCACUAAUGCUGCUGCAGCAGCAGCUUCUCCACAAAGUACCGGCCAUAGUUCCACCACAUCAUCAUCACCAAACAUGACAAAUGUGUCCACCAAUCAGGACAUUGUAGAUGGGCUUUUAUUACAUAACUUACCACAUCCACAUGGCAGUGUGAUAAAUGUGGAACAGUCUCUGAGUCCUACUGGGAACCUAUCAGAGGUCACCUCUGGUAAAAUUCCGUGUCAGGAGUGUCUCAUUACUAAUGAAGAGAAACCAUCUGAAUCAGAAAAUACAACCUAUAAAUUUGGUUUGAACACAAGGACUGUCUCCUUGGAUAUAGUUCCUCCCUGCAAAGUUUUGGUGCUACAAGGUGUGUAUGCAGUUAGGUCUCCCCCAUUAGAAGUUGUAAAAGAAGAAUCUGUAGCAACAGUUUCACAUUUAGACUCAUUGUCCAAAACAGAUACCACUGAGAGUGACCUUGUUCCAGAUAAUUGUCCUGUAGGAAACUCAUCAGAACAGUUGUAUGGUGUUUUCAACCCCGUAAUUGUUAGUGCUAGAAAUGAAAUUUUGAUCUCAGCAGCACAAGAUGCCAAUAGUAAUUGUAACAAUUCAUUAUCAUUUAGGCCUGCCUCUCAGCUAACUGCUGUUAUGAAUCAAAGUUUGUCUGACUCCACAGAAGAUACUAAGCCACAUACACUUGAUUACAGUGUUAAGGAUAUUCCAUCUCCUGCAAUAUUGUCUGAACAAAGACCACAAGUUUACCCUAAAGAAUCUGUUGAUCCUUUCAUUGACAGUCAACAUAAGACAAAUUGUGAACAGUCUGUUGUUUUCUCAUUUAUGAUAGGAGAAGAAGAGAAAGAAGCAGCAGUAGGACGUUGUGUCACUUUACUAGAUAGUGAAAAAGUUGGCAGCUGUGAUUUACUAGUCGCUGAGAGUAAAUGUCAGGAAUUAGUUAACCUUAAUUUGCCAACUCAGAACAUGUUCACAGUUUCUCAGGUAACAAGUGGCAGUGGAGUGAAUGUAAUCUCAUCAGUGAGCAGUCCUCUACUUUCAAGUGCAGUGUCUGGUUCAGUGAUUAAGAACAGCGUGCAGAAGGUACCAGAAACCCAAAAUAAACAUAUAGGUGAAUCAGCCACACAUGUUGAAAGGAGAACUGUGAAUUGCCUGUCUCAGACAGCAUCAUAUCCAAAUACUCUGAGCAUGACAAACAGCAGACUAAAGUAUAAAUCAGUAUUAAUGGACAGUUCUGACCUUUUGCUGGCAAAUAGGCCAAAGCCAGAAACAUACAGCAAGGCUACAGAGAGUAGUCCAUGUGUGAAAGCAGUUGUGGUGCACGAAGUUAGUUUGCCAGAGCUGUCUGUUCCAUGUCAGACACAAGCAUCAAUGCCUUCUCAGGGUCAAUCAGCAUCUGCCAGUGAUGAGGUUAUACAAGUCAAUAAAAAUAGUCACAUGGGUGGCUUGUCUUUGCUCAGUAGCGGUGCUAAAGGAUCCCAGAAUAAGCAGACAUUAUGUAAAAGUUUGAAUGAAGACCCAACUGCUAGUUUCAAAAAGUUUCCAGAGGAGAAAUCUUCCAUUAUUGCAGUUCCUACCAAAGCUGUUGUGAUUGGUACUAGGCAAAGAAAGUUGGCUACUACCUGUCCUCCAAACAUAUCAUCACUCACUAAAACUGUUGGUAAGACAGUUCCUUCUAAUGCAGAUAGCAAGAAGACACAAUACAGUGAAAGUUCAUGCACAUCUGGUAGUUCCAAUUUCAUAAAAGGAGAAACUGUUAAAAUGAAAUCAAAGCUAAAAAAAUGAUUGUCACAUAUGUUAAGGUAUUAAGUGUAUUAAUUGCAAGCAAGGUAUUUAAUUUUAUGUCAAAUGCCUGAAAUGUAAAUAUAUUCAGUGUUUAUUUUAUAUAAUGUGAUGUGACUGCUGAUUGUGUUGGUCAUAUAGGUUGUGAAGUUCCUUUUCUUCCCACUCACCUGAACUACCAAACAACGCAUUCAUCUGAUCAUCUGUCACGCAUUAUCUUUGAACCAAUAUUAAAUGGAUCAACCAUAAUAAUAGUUUCAA
Zootermopsis nevadensis is the source of this 7159-nucleotide messenger RNA. RefSeq names its product rapamycin-insensitive companion of Tor (gene rictor). Gene Ontology annotation, cellular component: TORC2 complex. Gene Ontology annotation, molecular function: protein serine/threonine kinase activator activity. Gene Ontology annotation, biological process: TORC2 signaling; positive regulation of phosphatidylinositol 3-kinase/protein kinase B signal transduction. NCBI's taxonomy places the organism in Eukaryota, Metazoa, Arthropoda, Insecta, Blattodea, Termopsidae. The record is from RefSeq and is a predicted model, not a curated record.